Messenger RNA from Staurois parvus, 401 nucleotides. The record is from the annotation of a GenBank genome assembly. Lineage: Eukaryota; Metazoa; Chordata; Amphibia; Anura; Ranidae.
GCGAUCGGCGGCUUGGUCAUGUGAUCAGCUGUGUCCAAUCACAGCUAAUCACAUGGGACAUGUACACUGAUCAUCGGUACCCUGAUGAUCAGUGUGGCCCCAGAAGUGCCACCUGUCAGUGUCCAUCAGUGCCAGCUGUCAGUGCUGAACAGUGCCACGUGCCAGUGCCCAUCAGUGCCACAUAUCAGUGCCUACCAGUGCACAUCAAUACCACAUAUCAGUACCCAUCUGAGCUGCCUUUCAGUGUCACCCAUCAGUGCCAGUGAGUGCCACCUAUCAGUGCCGCCAAUCAGUGCCGCCUAUCAGUGCCAGUAAGUGCUGCCAAUCAGCGUGCAUCAGUGCCGCCUAUCAGUGCCUGUCAGUGCCGCCUAUCAGUGCCUGUCAGUGCCGCCUAACAGUGC